Schistosoma mattheei is the source of this 2276-nucleotide messenger RNA. NCBI's taxonomy places the organism in Eukaryota, Metazoa, Platyhelminthes, Trematoda, Strigeidida, Schistosomatidae. The record is from the annotation of a GenBank genome assembly.
AUGUACCAUACACACCUGUCCAGUGCUAGUUCACAAACUUUAGCUAAUGUGUUCCCAUCGAGAAAACUUUCAUCAAAACCUUUAACAGCACUAAUUCUUAGUCAUCACACCAAUGAAUCGUUAGAUGCAUGGAGUGAAGAAGCUGCUGAUGAACGUGAACAGUUAGCACGAUCUUUUAUUGCUUCAGCAAUAGAAAUAUGCUCGUCUUUAAAAGAAUUGGGCUAUUGGGCAGAUUUUAUUGAUCCCUUCACUGGGAAACCGUAUAUUGGAUCACAUGGUGAAGCUAUGCUCACAGAAACCGAUGAAACUAUGAAACAUUUUGGAUUUGAUCUAGACAAUUCUGUUUGUUGUAAAAUAUUACGUCAUCCAAAGUGGAAGAAUCAUGUAUUUGUUGGAUUAAUAUUCACAGAUGCACCAGACUAUCACCCAGAUUAUUUCGGUAUUGAAUAUGAUCAGAAAGUCGAAGUGAUUAAACGUGAAGAAAAUAAACGUAAAGCAUCAUUAUCAACAUCAAAAAAUAUUAUUGAUGAACAAUAUUUUGGUGUACAUGAUGAUGAUGUCAAGUUACAUGCUAGAGAGAGUGUUAAAUCUAAGAAGAAUUCAUCUGAAAUAACAGUACUUCAUUCAAAGACAUCUCAUUUAGAUGAUUUAUGUGAGAUCGACUCACAAUAUUUUGGCUCCACAGGAUCUAAUACAAAUCCAAUAGAAAAUGUCAGCUCAGUAGUUAACAAUACUACUAAUCCAUUGAUAAUUUCACAGCCUAAAAUUAGGACUGGUAAAAAGCAUAUUCCUCAUCCUGCUACUACUAUUACUAAUACUAAUACACAUACUGAUAUUACUUUGAAAAGUAAUGCAGAUCUAAGAAAACAGGAAAAAUUGGUCCCUGGGACCAAGACUGUUCGGGUUGAUCAUAAUGUACGCCGAAAUAAUAAUGAUUCAUUGAGACUUAACAAAAAUGAUAAUGAUAGUCGUUACGAUGAUGAUGUUGAAUAUGGAUCAGAUGCAGUUAGAAUUAUCCGACAAAGAACCAAGUUAAAUCUAUACACUGGUACUACCUUAGAUAUACCAUCAAAUAAAUCGACAGCGUCGGUCCCAGAAAAAUUGGAUAGUCAAGGAUAUCGUGUCCCGGAUGAAGAUCCAUAUAAAUUUGAUUUAUUAACUGAAGAAGAAGCUGCAACGGUAUUGUAUAAAUCAAUUAUAGAAAUAAGAGAAAAUGUGAUCACUUUGAAUAAACCAUAUGGAAUAGCAUCUCAACCUGGAGCUGAUUGUAAACAUAAUAUUGUUGAUUUAUUACCGCGUAUUGAAUCAAUGAUAAGAAAACGAAGUCAUCAUGGCAAUCAUGGGAAAGGUGAAGAAAAAUGCAUUGGUGAACUGUCAACUGUUCAUCGAUUAGACAAAGAUUCCAGUGGAAUUAUAUUAAUAGCUAGAAAUAAAGAUUCUGCAUUAAAACUUCAAGAGGCAUUUGCAAGACGUUGGAUUAAAAAAGAUUAUUUAUGUAUUACUGUUGGUAUACCAAGAUCAGAUUAUGGUUAUAUACAAUUGCCAUUAGUUGAACGAAAUUUCAAUGGAAUUCGUAAAAUGUGUGUUCCUCAACUAAAUCGUCAUCUACAAGAAUUAACUUGUAAACAAACACAAUUAGAUAUAAAUAAUGAAGCGAAUGAAUAUGAUGUAACAGAUGCUUUCUCUGUACUAUAUGAUAGAAUGCAAACAAAUCAUAAUCAACCAACUACUUGGUAUCAUUUAAUGGAUAGACGAAAUGAUGCUGCAUUAAUGCUUUGUUCUACAUUGACUGGUAUAAAACAUCAAAUUCGAGCUCAUUUAGCAUUUGGUUUACAAACUCCUAUACUUGGUGAUCAUAAAUAUUCACAUGCUGAAUAUUUAGCACCUCAACGUUUACCAAAAUCUUUAUUAGAAGUAUUAAAUAUUAGACAAUCUAAAGUACGAUAUAUUAGUUUACAUUUACAUGCUUCAAGUUUACAUCUUCGUGUACCACCAUCAUCAUCAUCAUCAUCUUCUUCCAAGUAAUGAAGGAUUUUUUGAUUUUGUUCGAUCAUUUGAUAAUUCACAUAGUAACAAUAAUAAAUUUAUAAAAAAUCCUUUGAAAUUCACUGCUCCAUUACCGAAUCACUUUCGAGGUAAUUUAAAACGUAUUGGAUUAAAAUUACCGCAUUAUUUAAAGUAUUUACAUUGAUAGUUUGUUUCAUAUAAAUAAUGUAUAGUAUUCCAUAGUAUUUUGUAUAUGUAUUUAAUAAUUCAUUUACAUGUAUUAUAAAUAC